GCCCGCCGAGUAGUCACGCUCCAACAUACGCUCACUCAUUCAUUCUCAAGCACGAUGGCGUCAGGCUUUGGUUUCCAUGGGGGUCGCUCGCGAUGUUUCGCUUACUGGCAGGAGUUCUCUAAGUGCUACGCACAGACGGAUAGCCCCAGCCAAUGCCGACUACAAGCAGAUGAUUACCUAGAGUGUUUGCAUCACACGAAAGAGAUUGCCCGCGCGAAAGUGGUCAAAGGCGAGUUCAUCAAGAGGGCUGAGCACCACGCGAAGGAGGGCCGGAAAGUUGCGGACGUGCUGGCGGACGGUGUCAUCGUUGGUGUCGGACUCAUAGAACGGGGAAAGGGCGACUCAGCAGAAGCGAAGUAGCACUGUGGCUGCGUGUAGGCGCUUCGUGAGCAAUCACCUUUUGCUCUUUCCCUUCC
This is a messenger RNA of Heterobasidion irregulare TC 32-1, 416 nucleotides long. RefSeq lists its product as uncharacterized. The coding region runs from base 55 to 360 and encodes 101 amino acids. The record is from RefSeq and is a predicted model, not a curated record. The transcript has 5 exons. NCBI's taxonomy places the organism in Eukaryota, Fungi, Basidiomycota, Agaricomycetes, Russulales, Bondarzewiaceae. Gene Ontology annotation, biological process: mitochondrial respiratory chain complex I assembly.